AUGGAGUGUUCAUUGGCCAUUGAUGUUUUGGAUUGGUUUCUUUGUCUGCGAAAGUGGUUUCUUCCACUAAAGUGGUUUCUUCCACAGUGCAAGUACCCGACAGAUACUGAAAUCCUGUUUGGUUUUGACCCAGCAAGGAGAAUUCCUUUGGUCUACUCUGCUCUGCUCGGAAUUGUGCGACAUCUGCGGUUUGAUAGAACUGAUCCUGAUUUAGAUAUUGUUAUUGGAAAGUAUAGGUAGGUAUUCCCUUUGAUAGAACAAUGGUCGCCAUUGGUGGUUGACCUUCUAUUUCUGGAUUUGGGUUAUGGCAUGUUAUUUGGUACAGUUCGUCACUCUGUCAAGACUGUGUUGUUGUCAUUUUGUAUUGUUGUCUGUCUGUGUUCGAUUUUGUGUGGUUUUUCUUGACAGCUUUACAAACUGUCGCCUGUUUGUCUCUUGUCUAUCGUUUUUUCUCCGAUUUACUGUCGUUCGUUUGCUUGUUCUUAACAGGAUAACACACGUUUUUUGCUGGUGUGUUAUUGCUCUUCUCAUGGCUCCUGUUGUCGAGGUGUUGUUUGCUUGCUGUUCGUUUUGUGUGUCACUACGUUGUGGAUUUGUUGUAAUUAUUUCGUCACAUUUUUCGUUUUGUCUUGUAUUUCGUUUGUCUUCAGGACCAGUGGUAUCCUUUACUGGUGUACUGCUGUCUCCUUUUCAAUUUUUGUCCUAUGGUUCAUUCUUCAAAUGGGCUGCAUAGGUUUCUUUCAAUUUUUCUGAUCUUCCCAGUGGUGUUGUUCAUGUAGCUAUCAUCAUCAUUCAGUGUCAUCUUCUCCAUUCACGAUCAUUGGUUUAGGGACCCCUGGGUGUGACAAUGCUUCACAUCUGAUCGUUCAGGCCAUUCAUGGCUGUCUUCUGGCACGGGGGAGAGGAUCGUACUCUCUGUUGGUCUGCCUUCUGGGUAGCAACCCCCUGGGUUGCAGGGUCACAGGGUCUGGGCUCCAUUGCACCGUCUGAGUCGUUUAGCCCCUUGUCGUUCAACUCAAAAUAA
Molecule: messenger RNA, 1024 nt
Organism: Paramuricea clavata
Lineage: Eukaryota; Metazoa; Cnidaria; Anthozoa; Malacalcyonacea; Plexauridae
Source: the annotation of a GenBank genome assembly